Molecule: messenger RNA, 1639 nt
Organism: Dicrocoelium dendriticum
Lineage: Eukaryota; Metazoa; Platyhelminthes; Trematoda; Plagiorchiida; Dicrocoeliidae
Source: the annotation of a GenBank genome assembly
AAAUUUGUACUGCAUAACACCCGCUUGACGGGCGUUUUUCCUCGUGUAGUUUAACGUUUUCUUGUUCAUCUACAAUGCAACAAAGGAAACCCCUCGCAGAAGUCAACUAUAAUGACCGAAGUUACAACGACUUUCAGGAACGGACGGAUUCUUCCCCAGAGAAACCUUUUUCUCGAUCUGUUAUUUCCCGCAUCAACAAGAUACUCAAUCCAACACUAAUUGAUACUCAUGACAUGGAUCUGGAGAUUCUGAGACUAGAUCCUACUCAUCCCCUGCAUUCCGCUAAAACCUUUCAAGAAAUGCCACUGUAUACGUUCCUGUAACCUUAAAGUUACUUUGUUUCAGACCUCUUCCCCUCCUGAAGGGCAUUUAUUCCAUGGGCUUUUAUCGCCCCUCAAUGAUUCAAGAACGAACUUUACCCAGUCUACUGUCCAAAACCCCUCCGAGCAUGAUCGCCCAGUCUCAGUCUGGAACUGGGAAAACCGCAACUUUUUUGAUGGCUAUGUUGUGCAAGGUCGAUGCGGAUCAUCCAUUUUGUCAAUGCUUGUGCAUGGUUCCCACCCGCGAGCUGGCAACUCAGCUUGUCAGUGUCGGCCGCCAAAUGGCAAAGUACAUGGAUGGUAUUACCUUCGGUACUGCCAUUCGUGAUCCACAAGCCACGGUCGAUUCGGACGGAUUUGUUACUAAUCAAGUCGUGAUCGGAACCCCGGGUACUGUCGCCAGCUGGAUGCGGUGUUUAGGGCCCUACCGACUCGAUGCCUCCUGCCUGAAGAUGUUUGUCUUAGACGAAGCGGAUGUUAUGAUUGAGGAAGAAGGUUUCUGCAAUAUUUCUAUGCGUGUUAAGAAACGCCUUCCGCCUACAUGCCAAGUGUUACUGUUUUCAGCAACAUUUGAGGAUGAUGUGGUGGAGUUUGCUAGAGAAUUUGUACCAGAUGGAAUUGAAAUUCGGGUCAAACGUAACCAAUUGCCUCUGAAAAAUAUUCGACAAUUUUUCCUAAAAUUCGACGAUUGGCAGACGAAAUACCAAGCUUUAGCGGAUAUUUAUGGCGGUUUCGAUGUCGGCCAAGCCAUCAUCUUUUGCGCGACUCGUAUAGAGGCCGCGUGGUUGGAAGGCCGUCUGACACAAGAUGGUCAUAAGGUUUCCCUCUUGUCUGGUGAAUUGGAGGUAAAUGAUCGUGAAACUGUCAUCCAGCAAUUUCGGGAGGCUCGUUGCCGCGUAUUGAUCACAACGAACCUGUGCGCCAGAGGAUUGGAUAUUCCCCAAGUUAAUUUAAUUGUGAAUUGGAACAUGCCCGUCACUCGUGACGGGUCAGCUGACUGUGAUACUUACUUACAUCGUAUUGGUCGUUCCGGUCGCUUCGGUAAAGAUGGUGUUGCGGUAAAUUUCAUCCUUGAAGAAGAAGUUCACCUCCUACGGGAAUUGGAAAACCAUUUUGAUAUUUCCAUCCCCCCUUUGACCACAGAGGACCUGCUUGGUAUAUAACUACUCAGUUAUCAUCGUUUCAAGAAGACACUACUUGGUUUCAUAUCACUACUUCUCGUCCCACAGAUCUUUUUUCUUGCAUUUUUUCUCCUGUUCACAGUACCUAGUUGCUUAUUCUACGAAUUCUUCAAUUACACAACUAAAUGCGCACUAAAC